This is a messenger RNA of Fusarium tjaetaba, 1047 nucleotides long. RefSeq lists its product as uncharacterized. The record is from RefSeq and is a predicted model, not a curated record. Bases 1 to 1047 code for a protein of 348 amino acids. Lineage: Eukaryota; Fungi; Ascomycota; Sordariomycetes; Hypocreales; Nectriaceae. The transcript is spliced from 3 exons.
AUGACUGUCGACAAUACACAGCCGGAGGGGGAGAAUCCUAUCGGUGAUAUUCAGGUUGAAUUUCUUGGCACCCAAAAGUCCAGCAACACGGCGAGUCGUCGCGAUCUUGGCUUUACAGGUCAACUUGGAGGGAAAUGGUACGCUGUUUAUGGUGAUGUACUAUGGUGCGAUUCAGGUGUCACUGAUCCCGCAGAAGACAAUGAGGGAUUUCACGGCAUGGUCAGAAAUGCUGUUUCUGCUCUGACGGAUGAUCCUCUUGUUGUUGAGGACCUGCAUCUCAAUGAUGAUGAGCCGGUGCCUCACCAGAAGCAGUUCAUGCCGUUUAAUGAGGACUGGGGCGAGACUAAUACCUUUGGCUUUGGAGGAACGGGAAUCGUGGAGGUUGAUCCCGAUACUGCGACCGGUGCUCUUUAUUACCUCGUUAAUGAUGAUGAGCAUUAUAAGGGCGCUGGAAUAGCCAAAGUUGAGCUCAUCGACGACGUCCCGCAUAUUACCGAUCGCUAUGGCGAGAAUGGCAUCUGGUGGAAUGGUGAUGAGGUGCCCAAGUAUGGCGAUGUCGCAACCUACCGCGAUGUCAACAGCGAAUACAUCUACAUCCUCGGAAACCCACCAAACCCAAUCACCGACUUCCCUGAUAAACUGUACAUCUACAUGGCUCGGGUCCCCGCAAAGGAUGCCUUCGAUCUCGAUAAAUAUGAGUAUUGGUGGGGUAGACAAGAAGGAUGGAAGAGCGAAGUUCUCACCACGUUCAAUUGUGAGACAGCGGUUAUGUGGGGUGUUGGACAGGGGCAGAUUGUGUAUAACAACCACUUUCAGACGUAUUUCUACGUUCAUCUUGAUCUUUCUGGUACGGUGUUUUUGAAGACUGCGCCAAGUCCUGAAGGUCCUUGGACAGAAGGCAAAGAGAUUUACAAAGAUGAGCCCAUCGAUGGAGGCCUGGUGUAUGCUGGAAUAGCGUACCCGCAUCUGGAUGAAUCUGGCGAGACGUUGACGAUAGGUUUUACCAAUAACAACUGGAUCCGGGUUAUCAAGGUCAAAUUCACAUAG